CGCCACCUUCAUCACCAUCCCUUUUCCAUUCAAUAUCUCUCGCUUUCACUCUUCCGUCUUCCUUUCAUUCCCAUUUCUGUUUGUGCCAUGGCAGGAACUGGAGUGGUUGCUGUUUAUGGAAACGGGCAAAUGACAGAGACCCACAAAUCCCCUUUCUCCGUUAAGGUCGGGCUGGCGCAAAUGCUCCGUGGCGGGGUCAUUAUGGACGUCGUCAAUGCCGAACAAGCUCGUAUUGCUGAAGAAGCCGGAGCCUGCGCCGUCAUGGCUCUCGAACGUGUCCCCGCCGAUAUCCGUGCCCAAGGCGGCGUGGCGCGGAUGAGUGACCCACAACUCAUCAAGGAAAUAAAGCAGGCUGUUACUAUCCCUGUCAUGGCCAAGGCUCGUAUUGGUCAUUUCGUUGAGGCCCAGAUCCUUGAAGCCAUCGGGAUUGAUUAUGUCGACGAGAGCGAGGUUCUCACCCUGGCUGAUGAAGAGAACCACAUUAACAAACAUAAUUUCCGGAUUCCUUUCGUUUGUGGGUGCCGGAAUUUGGGGGAAGCGCUCCGGAGAAUCCGAGAAGGAGCCGCCAUGAUUCGAACCAAAGGAGAAGCCGGGACCGGGAAUAUUAUCGAAGCUGUUAGGCACGUUAGAUCCGUGAUGGGGGAUAUUAGAGCUCUUAGGAGCAUGGAUGACGAUGAGGUUUUCACCUUCGCUAAGAAAAUCCAGUCUCCCUACGACUUGGUUAUGCAGACAAAACAGCUUGGGAGGUUGCCGGUGGUGCAGUUCGCAGCCGGUGGAGUGGCGACGCCAGCCGAUGCAGCGUUGAUGAUGCAGCUGGGCUGUGAUGGAGUGUUUGUAGGCUCCGGGGUUUUCAAGAGCGGUGACCCGGCUAAACGCGCCCGGGCCAUUGUUCAGGCCGUCACUCAUUACAGUGACCCGAACGUGCUUGCUGAUGUUAGCUGUGGGCUCGGUGAGGCUAUGGUCGGUCUUAAUUUGACUGAUAAGAAGGUCGAGCGGUUCGCAGCUCGAUCCGAUUAGUUAUCAAAGGAAUCCUUUGGUCGAUCAACCAUCAUAUCAAGUGCUAUUGUUCCAGUUUAUCAUAGUUUAAGUGUAGUCUCUCAUACAGGGGGCGAUGUAAUGUUCAUCACCGGCUGUUUCCUUAUCUAGAAUUUGAUAUUUUAAAGAUUUGCUAGGAAUAAAACAGCUUGUUUCUGAAUUUCUGCAACUAUACUGAUGUAUUUUCUUAUCGAUUAGGCUCUAUAGAAGCUUUACCUGCAGUUUCACUU
This is a messenger RNA of Hibiscus syriacus, 1265 nucleotides long. RefSeq names its product probable pyridoxal 5'-phosphate synthase subunit PDX1. Bases 88 to 1017 code for a protein of 309 amino acids. Gene Ontology annotation, biological process: pyridoxal 5'-phosphate biosynthetic process; pyridoxine biosynthetic process; amino acid metabolic process. Lineage: Eukaryota; Viridiplantae; Streptophyta; Magnoliopsida; Malvales; Malvaceae. The record is from RefSeq and is a predicted model, not a curated record. Gene Ontology annotation, molecular function: amine-lyase activity. The transcript has 2 exons.